GGCUGCGGGGAGCGGCGCUGGGACCGGCGCGGGCAGUGGGGUGGGGAGCGGCGGCCGACGGAAAGGGCCGCCGAGCGGCGGAGGCACCGCGUAAGGGCCGGAGGCAGCAGCGGCUGGAUCCGGGGCACCGCGCGCCGGUGCUCACGGGUGUAGAAGGGGCGCGGGCGCACUGCUCCCGGGGUCGCGUGCGUGAGCGCGGGGAAGGGCGCGAGGCCCGCAGGGCGGCCGGCGGGUAGCGGGCGGGCGGGCUUGGGGGGACCGAGCCGCCCAGCCGGGGAGGACGGCGGUGGGCCUGCGCCAGCUCCAGCUUGAAGCGCCCGGGCCGGGGGAUUCGGCCUCCCCGCUCCCUCCGGCCGGCCUCCCCUCAGUGCAGAGCAUUGUAGACCAAGGAGCCAUGGAUAGGAGAAGUGUGGGUGAAACAGAAAAUGGAGAUGCUUUCCUUGACCUGAAGAAGCUGCCUGCCUCCAAAUGCCCCCAUCGCUAUACAAAAGAAGAACUCUUGGAUAUAAAAGAACUCCCCCAUUCCAAACAGAGGCCUUCAUGCCUUUCUGAAAAAUAUGACAGUGAUGGUGUCUGGGACCCUGAGAAGUGGCAUGCCUCUCUCUACCCGGCUUCAGGGCGGAGCUCACCAGUGGAAAGUCUGAAGAAAGAGUUGGAUACAGACCGGCCUUCCCUGGUGCGCAGGAUAGUAGAUCCACGAGAGCGUGUAAAAGAAGAUGACUUAGAUGUUGUUCUCAGCCCUCAGAGGCGGAGCUUUGGAGGGGGCUGCCACGUGACAGCUGCUGUUAGUUCUCGGCGCUCAGGAAGUCCAUUAGAAAAAGACAGUGAUGGGCUUCGUCUGCUUGGUGGACGUAGGAUUGGCAGUGGGAGGAUAAUCUCUGCCCGGACCUUUGAGAAGGAUCACCGUCUUAGCGAUAAGGACCUGCGGGACUUGAGAGACAGAGACCGAGAGAGGGACUUCAAGGACAAGCGUUUCAGGAGAGAGUUUGGGGAUAGUAAGCGUGUCUUUGGUGAACGCAGAAGAAAUGAUUCUUACACAGAAGAAGAACCAGAGUGGUUCUCAGCUGGACCCACAAGUCAGUCUGAAACCAUCGAACUGACUGGCUUUGAUGAUAAGAUACUAGAAGAAGAUCACAAAGGGAGAAAAAGAACAAGGCGACGGACAGCCUCUGUGAAGGAAGGUAUAAUAGAGUGCAAUGGAGGAGUGGCCGAAGAGGAUGAGGUAGAGGUCAUCCUUGCACAGGAGCCUGCGGCUGAUCAAGAAGUGCCAAGGGAUGCUGUCUUGCCUGAGCAGUCCCCAGGAGAAUUUGACUUUAACGAGUUCUUUAACCUUGAUAAGGUGCCAGGCUUGGCUUCGAUGAUAGAAGAUGUUUUGGGAGAAGGGUCAGUCUCUGCCAGUCGGUUCAGUAGGUGGUUCUCUAACCCGAGCAGAUCAGGAAGCCGAUCCAGCAGUCUUGGGUCAACACCACACGAAGAGCUAGAGAGACUUGCAGGUCUGGAGCAAGCCAUCAUCUCUCCUGGACAGAACUCGGGGAAUUACUUUGCUCCUAUACCAUUGGAAGACCAUACUGAAAAUAAAGUGGAUAUUUUAGAAAUGCUACAGAAAGCCAAAGUGGAUUUGAAACCGCUUCUUUCCAGCCUUUCUGCAAAUAAAGAAAAACUUAAAGAAAGCUCACAUUCAGGGGUCGUGCUUUCAGUGGAAGAGGUAGAAGCAGGGCUGAAGGGCUUGAAGGUGGACCAGCAAGUGAAGAAUUCAACUCCCUUCAUGGCAGAACACCUAGAAGAGACCUUGAAUGCUGUAACCAACAAUCGACAACUCAAGAAAGAUGGAGACAUGACUGCAUUCAACAAGCUAGUGAGCACAAUGAAGGCAAGUGGGACUUUGCCUUCUCAGCCCAAAGUCAGCCGAAACCUUGAAAGCCAUUUGAUGUCCCCUGCUGAGAUUCCAGGCCAGCCUGUCCCUAAGAACAUUCUGCAGGAACUUCUGGGUCAACCAGUUCAGAGACCUGCUUCUUCCAAUCUUCUGAGUGGCCUUAUGGGGAGCUUGGAGCCUACAACAUCUUUACUGGGCCAAAGAGCACCCUCUCCUCCCUUGUCACAGGUGUUUCAAACUCGAGCAGCCUCAGCAGACUACCUUCGCCCAAGAAUACCAUCACCAAUUGGUUUCACAACAGGACCACAGCAGCUACUCGGAGAUCCAUUCCAAGGCAUGCGCAAACCCAUGAGCCCCAUCACGGCCCAGCAGAUGAGCCAGCUGGAGAUACAACAGGCAGCUUUAGAGGGGUUGGCCUUGCCACAUGAUCUGGCUGUACAGGCAGCAAACUUCUAUCAACCUGGUUUUGGCAAACCACAGGUGGACAGAACCAGAGAUGGAUUCAGAAACAGGCAACAGCGAGUGACCAAGUCACCAGCACCAGUGCAUCGAGGGAAUUCCUCUUCCCCCGCCCCUGCUGCCUCCAUCACAAGCAUGCUUUCUCCUUCCUUUACCCCUACCUCAGUGAUUCGUAAGAUGUACGAGAGCAAAGAGAAGAGCAAGGAGGAGCCAGCAUCUGGAAAAGCAGCUCUUGGUGACAGUAAAGAGGAUACUCAGAAGUCUAGUGAAGAGAACCUCCUGUCAUCCAGCUCUCUACCCAGUGCUGAUCGAGGCUCUUCUCCCACUACAAAUCCGAAACUAUCAGCGUUACAGAGGUCUUCGUGUUCCACCCCACUGUCCCAGACCAACCGUUACACCAAAGAACAAGAUUAUCGACCUAAAGCAGCUGGGAGAAAAACACCCACCUUGGCAUCCCCAGUUCCUGCAACACCCUUUCUCCGCCCUGUCCACCAAGUUCCCCUUGUCCCCCACGUCCCUAUGGUUCGGCCUGCUCACCAGCUUCACCCAGGAUUGGUACAGAGAAUGCUGGCACAGGGAGUACAUCCACAGCAUCUUCCGAAUUUGCUCCAAGCUGGCGUGCUUCCUCCUGGGAUGGACUUGACUCAUUUACAGGGAAUAUCUGGCCCUAUCCUGGGUCAGCCCUUUUACCCUUUACCUGCUGCUAGUCACCCUCUCUUAAACCCUCGUCCUGGAACACCUCUGCAUCUGGCAAUGAUGCAACAGCAGCUACAGCGCUCAGGUGAAAACUGGAAAGCAGUCCCAAGUGUCAAUGGCAGAACACAGAUGCCUGAAUCCAGUUCCAUCUUUCCCGUGUAUCUUCCACUUACCUGCCCCCUUCAUGUUGAACCAACGUUAAUAGGUGCAAGUCAUGAGAAAACACUGGACAAACUCAAAGCGAGGAACAUUUAAUAAAUAGUGAACACUUCAAAAGUGUCAAGGUCAUCAAUGACAGUGAAAGUCUAAGGAAAUAUUACUGGUAGAGUAGAACACAAGAAGACUACAAACAAGUAACAACUAGAUGCUACAAAGGUUCUGGAAUACAAAGCAGACAAAAGAAAAAGUAGUAGAAAACAGAAGUAAAAGAAAAAGUAAUAAAAUUCAAAUAAAGUCUAUAGUUAAUAAUAGCAUACCAAUGCUUAUUUCCUGUUUCGAUAAUUUUAUAGUAAUGUGAGCUGUUAACAGAAGUGGAGUGAGAGACAAAAGGAAACUACUCUAUUUGCAACUUUGCUAGAAGUCUAAAAUUAGCUCAAAAUAAAAAAUAUGCUGGGCACAGUGGCUCACACCUGUAAUCCUAACACUUUGGGAGACUGGAGAAGGUAGAUCGCUUGAGCUCAGGAAUUCAAGACCAGCCUGGGAAACAAAACAAGACCUUGUCUCUAAUAAAAAAAAUUUUUUUAGUUAGUCGGAGCUAGUGGUGUGCACCUGUAAUCCCAGCUACUCAGGAGGGACUACUUGAGCCCAGAAGAUUGAGGCUGCGGUGAGCUAUGAUCGCAUCACUCACUACAGCCAGGGCAAGAGCAAGACCCUGUCUCAAACAUAAUUAUUUUUUUCAGCCUGUGUCAGCAGUGAAAAAUAUAAGAGAUUAGGGAGGUUUUGCCCAUGCUUAAGGUCUAGAAGGUGGCUUAGCACCCAGUAGAGGCCAGUGUGACCUAAGCAGGAAUAAUUGUGUUUGCCAAGAGGAAGAUGAAAUAAUGAGGAAAGGUCAGGCUGUAUCAUCAGACUUCCUGACCUAAAGAGGUUUCUAGAGCUCUUCCUGUUCUAAUUAGGCAUGGUUUUAAGAAGACACUGCAGAGUUCUAGCCAAGCACACAAUUUCAGCAGCCUCCUUCAUACCUUCUUUGUAAAAAUGCUAUCCUAACUAUUACUAGUUAAUGAAAUUGGUAACUCAUAGGAAAAAGGAGGGACCAUAUACCCAUGAUACUUACUAU
Callithrix jacchus (white-tufted-ear marmoset) is the source of this 4301-nucleotide messenger RNA. RefSeq names its product eukaryotic translation initiation factor 4E nuclear import factor 1 (gene EIF4ENIF1). Gene Ontology annotation, molecular function: mRNA binding. Gene Ontology annotation, biological process: negative regulation of translation. NCBI's taxonomy places the organism in Eukaryota, Metazoa, Chordata, Mammalia, Primates, Cebidae. The record is from RefSeq and is a predicted model, not a curated record. Gene Ontology annotation, cellular component: cytoplasm; nucleus.